Molecule: messenger RNA, 1627 nt
Organism: Aricia agestis (brown argus)
Lineage: Eukaryota; Metazoa; Arthropoda; Insecta; Lepidoptera; Lycaenidae
Product: leucine-rich repeat-containing protein 58
Exons: 4
Coding region: 194-1270 (358 amino acids)
Molecular function (GO): protein binding
Source: RefSeq, a predicted model, not a curated record
ACCAUUCGCUCAUUAACUAUUCAGCUGCAGUCAAACAGUUGCGCACUUGCGCGUUGCGCGUGCGCAGCGAAGGAUCAUGUUGUGUGUUUGUGUAAAUUACAUUUAAGUACCUACUGAUAAUGUGAAUUUGAUGCUGCGUUUCAUAACUUGAAGAUAAAAACUUUGUAAGGCAACAUUACGUGCUUCGUACAAUAUGGAGUGCUAUACAUCAGACAGCUGCGAUAGUGAUAGCAGGGAGCAAAAAACACUCGACCUAUCCAGCCGACUCGCAGACUGUACCACAAUAUCAACGGAAUUAAUAGGUAUAAUUGAAGAGAAAGAUUGUGCAGAAAACUAUGAAAUUAUCCUUCUUCAUGGCAAUCGAAUACAGAAACUACCAGAAUCCUUAAACAAGUUUAGCAAUUUGAGAAUGCUUGAUGUCAGCAACAACCGUCUCACCUCUCUACCUGACGUAUUUAAAUAUUGUCCUCUUACAUCUUUGAGGGCAAAACACAAUUAUCUCACAAAUGAGUCGCUCCCGAAAUGCUUCAGUGCCUCAAAAAACACGCUCAAGGAACUCAAUUUGAGUGGAAACAAGUUUAAUUUUUUCCCAGAACAAAUAUUAGACUUAUCGUCGCUACGGUUUCUUUAUUUAGCAGCUAAUAAAAUAGUAAACAUUUCCAAAGAUGUCUGGAAACUAAAUGGUCUGCAAGUUCUGUCGAUGGCAGGAAAUCAACUGACCGAAGUCCCGGAUUCGGUUGGAGCAUUAAAAUCGCUGCAAGCGUUGGUCUUAAACGAUAAUUUCAUCGAGCAGUUACCAGCUAGCAUCGCUAAUUUGAACCAACUGAGAUCCCUGCACAUACACAAAAACAAACUAAAGACCUUGCCAACCCAACUUAUCAAGUUAAAAUGUUUGACAGAGCUCAGUCUCCGAGACAAUCCACUGGUCGUGCGGUUCGUGAGAGACAUGACUCUCCAGCCGCCCUCGCUCCUGGAACUAGCAGCUCGUUCCAUCAAACUACACGAAAUACCCAUCAGAACCGGGGAUAUUCCAGUUACAUUAAUGGGUUAUUUGAAACAGGCACAGUGCUGUGUCAACCCCAAAUGCAAAGGUGUAUUUUUCGACAACCGUGUGGAGCAUAUCAAGUUUGUUGACUUCUGUGGUCGCUAUAGGAUCCCGCUAUUACAAUAUCUAUGCAGUUCCAAAUGCAUCACAGGCAGCUGGGAGAGCAGAGAGGUUGACAGCAAUCCUCACUCGUCCCACAUGAUGCGUAAAGUUCUUCUGGGAUAAAAUAAUUUUAGGAAACAGGAAUUUGUGGACCAAAAAUUUAAUCCCACUUUAAAUUGACAGUUUAUCAUAGUUCAUUUUGUGAUAUCACACCAAAAAGUUUUCUCUUUAAAAAACCAUUAUACUUAAAAUUAUUUAGCAGUGGUAAAAGCUAAAAUGGGAUAAAUGCAUAAUACUCACUUUUCAAUCAUAAUUUGCAUAAUAUUGUAAAAUAUUUUAAAAGGAUACUUUUACCAUGGGUGACUUUAAAAAUCUAUAUUAUCUUUUGAAGUAAAAUAGUUCAAUCAAGUGUUAAUUUUACUUUAUUCUAUAGUCUAUGCUAAUGAAAUUGUUACUAUAUAAAAUAUGUUACUGGCUUCA